Messenger RNA from Arachis stenosperma, 1113 nucleotides. RefSeq names its product SKP1-like protein 11. The record is from RefSeq and is a predicted model, not a curated record. The transcript is spliced from 6 exons. Gene Ontology annotation, cellular component: cytoplasm; nucleus. NCBI's taxonomy places the organism in Eukaryota, Viridiplantae, Streptophyta, Magnoliopsida, Fabales, Fabaceae. Gene Ontology annotation, biological process: SCF-dependent proteasomal ubiquitin-dependent protein catabolic process. Bases 205 to 885 code for a protein of 226 amino acids. Gene Ontology annotation, molecular function: cullin family protein binding.
UCCACUGCCGCCGUUCGUGGCUGUCCGAGGAGCCUUUCUUCGUAUUGUCGGCGUUAUCCAAGUCAAACCCCUUGUUCGCUGUCUUCUUCCUCGCUCGGCCCAUCCUCCAUCGGAUUCGUCCUGCUCGCGGUCGUCCUGUCACAGUCGUCGUCGUCUCGUCGCCUUCUCGAAGGGAAAACGGAUGGAGCUUUUGUGCAUCAAACAAUGGAUAAGUGGCCUUCUUCCAACCGCUAUUCUUUAAAAGCUGCUUUGAUGAUUAACUAUAACCCAGUUAUACCAUCUCUCUGUCUACCAUUUCUUGAUUUACUAAUUGAAAUCAUGUCAAUUAAAGAGAAGUGGCUUAGUGCAUGGUGCAUAAAACCUGUUGGUGGAGCACUUGUUAGGCAGGAACCAGAAUAUAUCUUACUAGCCUUGAUGGGUUCGCCGUUGAAGAAGAUCAUGCUAUGCAGUUCGGAAAAGGAGAUUUUCAAUGUGGAAGAACAAGUGAUGGUGCAACAUUCGGUGAUCAUAAACAACAUGAUCGAAGAUGGGUCGUACAACCAUGAAGAGAGCAAGAUUCCAUUGGAUUGCGUUGACUCCAAGACUCUCAAGAAGGUCAUCGAUUAUUGUACACACCACACUCACCACCAGAAUGACAACCAAGAAGAUCUUGAGGCUUGGGAUGCUCAAUUUCUCAAUGUUGAUUCUAACGGCCUUUAUGAUUUGUUGAUGGCAGCAAAUUAUCUUGAGAUUAGAAAUCUCUUGGAUCUGAUAUAUGGAACUAUAAAGAAUAUGAUAAAGGGAAAGAAAAUAGAUGAGAUACGCAGAAUCUUCAACAUCAAAGAUCAUGGCUUCACUUCUGAAGAGGAAGAACAAAAUCGCAAGGAGUACCCACAUUUUUAUUAGAGCAAAUCUUGUCUACUCUAAUUUUAUUUGUUUUAAAUUUUUUUCUAUAUGAUGAUCAACACCUAGUAUUCAAUAUGGGGAUGUUAGAAAGUGUUUUGGUUCUUUUGAUAUUGUACCAUUUUCUUUUCAAUUGUAUAUUUAGUUAAACCUUUUUUAUUGUCAUCAUUUUAUUAGUACUUAAUUUAGUUUUAUUUUCUUUAAUUUAAAAUAUAAAUCCGUUGACCUAUA